Molecule: messenger RNA, 2157 nt
Organism: Colossoma macropomum (tambaqui)
Lineage: Eukaryota; Metazoa; Chordata; Actinopteri; Characiformes; Serrasalmidae
Gene: akt3b
Product: v-akt murine thymoma viral oncogene homolog 3b
Exons: 15
Coding region: 650-2089 (479 amino acids)
Biological process (GO): protein phosphorylation
Molecular function (GO): ATP binding; protein serine/threonine kinase activity
Source: RefSeq, a predicted model, not a curated record
CCUGGUUGGGGGGUCAUUCGGUUCACCGGGGGAAACGAGCGAGCAUGGCAGCUUCACGAGCGACGCGCGGGUCUUCUUUCUUAGCCUCGACCCGCUCCUCUUCCUCAUGAGCCGCUGCUGGCGCUCCUCUGUCUUCUUCUCUUCACUUGCGUGCGCGAAAACAACAGCAGCCCAUCCGCUCGAGCCAGCAGCCCCGCAUGGUGGACGCGCGAGCGGAGCAGAGGAGCUCGAGCUGAAGGGAGAGGGAGAGAGAGAGAGCGAGAGAGAGAGAGAGAGGGAGGGAGGGAGGAACCCUGCGAGCUUACCCCCCUCUAACAACAUCCUACUACUCCCAACACCACCCUGAGCGCGAGCACCCGUCCCACCCUACCUACAGCAGAGACCGUGUCGUCUCGCGCUCGCUCGGCCUGACAGGCUGAGUCACCGCUGAAGUGUCUGAAGGGUCGCGAGAGAAAGAGAGAGAGAGAGAGAGGGAGGUGGAGAAGGAGGCUGAGGAAGCAGUAACGCAUCAUUAGAGAGCAGAAGAGAAGGAGAAACAGAGAGAGAAAAAAGAGUGGCAGGGUCAGGACGAGUGACCCCGCAGCAAGAGGACGAGUGCUGGGCUCACCCCCUGACCCUUGAGUUCUGACCCUUGGAACUCAGAGUCAACAUGAAUGACCAGAACGUGGUGAAGGAAGGAUGGGUGCAGAAGAGAGGAGAGUACAUAAAGAACUGGAGGCCACGCUACUUCCUCUUAAAGACUGAUGGCUCCUUCAUCGGCUACAAAGAAAAGCCUCAGGAUGCGGACUUCGCCUACCCCCUCAAUAACUUCUCUGUGGCCAAGUGUCAGUUGAUGAAGACCGAGAGGCCGAAGCCCAACACCUUCAUCAUCAGAUGUUUGCAGUGGACCACUGUGAUCGAGCGCACCUUCCAUGUGGACACACCCGAGGAAAGGGACGAAUGGGUGGAGGCGAUCCAGAUGGUGGCGGACAAGCUAGCCAAACAGGAAGAGGAAGGAAUCCUGUGUAGCCCGACUUCCCAGAUCGAGAUUGUCAAUGAAGAGGAGAUGGACACGUCUAUCAGCCACCAUAAACGAAAGACAAUGAAUGACUUUGACUAUCUGAAGCUCCUGGGUAAAGGCACAUUCGGGAAGGUGAUUCUGGUCAAGGAGAAGGCCAGUGGAACUUAUUAUGCAAUGAAGAUUCUAAAGAAGGAGGUCAUCAUCGCCAAGGAUGAAGUGGCCCACACUCUGACUGAAAGUAGGGUAUUGAAAAACACUAGGCAUCCGUUUUUAACUUCUCUGAAGUACUCCUUUCAAACGAAGGAUCGUUUAUGUUUUGUGAUGGAGUAUGUCAAUGGGGGUGAACUGUUUUUUCAUUUGUCAAGAGAGCGUGUGUUUUCGGAAGACCGGACUCGUUUCUAUGGCGCCGAGAUCGUCUCUGCACUGGACUACUUGCACUCUGCUAAGAUUGUUUACCGUGACCUGAAGCUAGAGAACCUGAUGCUGGACAAAGACGGCCACAUUAAAAUCACCGAUUUCGGCCUGUGUAAGGAGGGCAUCACCGACGCCGCCACCAUGAAGACGUUUUGUGGAACCCCCGAGUAUCUGGCACCCGAGGUAUUGGAGGAUAAUGAUUACGGCAGAGCGGUGGACUGGUGGGGGCUCGGUGUAGUCAUGUAUGAGAUGAUGUGUGGACGACUGCCCUUUUAUAAUCAGGACCAUGAGAAGCUGUUUGAGCUGAUUCUUAUGGAGGAAAUAAAAUUUCCCAGAACACUCUCUGCUGACGCCAAGUCUCUGCUUUCCAGCCUCCUCAUCAAAGACCCCAACAAGAGAUUGGGAGGAGGGCCGGAUGAUGCGAAGGAGAUUAUGAGACACAGCUUCUUCUCUACGUUGGACUGGCAGGACGUGUAUGAUAAAAAGUUGGUUCCCCCGUUUAAGCCCCAGGUAACGUCUGAGACAGACACCCGGUAUUUUGACGAGGAGUUCACAGCCCAAACCAUCACAAUCACCCCUCCUGAGAAGUUCGACGAGGAUGGGAUGGACUCGGCCGACAGUGAAAGGAGACCACAUUUCCCACAAUUCUCAUAUUCAGCCAGCGGGCGAGAGUGAGCUCAUUAAACUGCACCACUGUUCAUCCCAGGCCAUUUAAGGAAAUUACGUAGCCAUGCUAGGAAAAA